Messenger RNA from Drosophila arizonae, 2079 nucleotides. RefSeq names its product Recombination repair protein 1 (gene Rrp1). Gene Ontology annotation, cellular component: nucleus. Gene Ontology annotation, molecular function: DNA-(apurinic or apyrimidinic site) endonuclease activity; endonuclease activity; double-stranded DNA 3'-5' DNA exonuclease activity. The record is from RefSeq and is a predicted model, not a curated record. Gene Ontology annotation, biological process: base-excision repair. NCBI's taxonomy places the organism in Eukaryota, Metazoa, Arthropoda, Insecta, Diptera, Drosophilidae.
UGCCCACAUUUUAAAACUGUGUGUAAAGAAGACAAAACAGCACUAUCAUGCCUCGCUCGAAAACUGCAACAAAACAGCAGCCUGCAUCAGACUUGUCAGCAACAAAUGGCAAUGAUGGAACAUCUGAGGAGGGGGUCGCAAUUAUUGACACUGUUACUAAACAACCAGCUAAAAGCAAAGCGCGCGGCAAGAAAACAGCAAAUGAAACGACCGAUGGCGAUGUGAACGAUGCACGGGAGGAAAAGGAGGUUGUUGUAAAGAAGUCUGCAGUCAGAGCCCGAAAGAAGCCAGCUGAAAAAGCGGAGGCUGCUGUGGUCGAGGAUCCAGAGCCACCCAAACCAAAAGGACGCGCUAAGAAAUUGCCUACAGAGGUAAGUGAUGCGGCCAAGACUAAAGCUAAAGCCACAAAGCCGCGCGCGAAAAAAGAAAAAACACCAGCGGCCGAAGAGCCUGAAGUAAGCAAGGGACGGGCUAAGAAAUUGAAAACACCCCUAAACGAAACGGCCGCUUCUAUUGAGCUGGCGAUCAAGGAGGAGGAGCCGAAAGCGCGCGGUCGCAAAAGGGAGGCAGAGAAAAAGGAGAGCGGUGCAGCUGAAGCAGACAAGCAACCGGAACCAGCUAAGGGACGUGCUAAGAAGAUUUUAACUGACAUUGCCACCAAGGGAAAGGCAAAAAAAGUUGAUACAACUAUUGAUGUAGUAGCAGCAGCAACAACAACGGCUAAACGUGUGCGUGGUACAAAGCGUUUGGCAGAUAGUGAAAUUUCCGAGCUGGUAGAAGCAGAUGACGACGAACCAGAACCUGAAGCGCAGGUCACAAGCAAGAAACGCGUCAAAUCAGCAAAGGUCAAUAAUGAAAAUGUUGAGGCUCCUGCAAAGAAACGCGGCAAGAAGGCAGCAGCUGAUGAGCCACAGCAGGAGGUGGCCAGUGUUGAAGCGCCAGCAGCUACUAAGAAGCGUGGUCUAAAGAAAGUCAACGGCAAACUAGAUGAAGAAGAGAAUGUGCCAGAGAGCAAGCCAGCACGCGGCCGCAAGCGAGCUGCUGCUGUUGCCGAGGAGGACGCUGACUCCAUUGCAGUCGAUGAAGGUGAUGGCUCAAGAAGUACGUUGACGGAGCCCGGCUGUGGCACUGCAGUAUUGAAAAGUUUGCAAAAUGUGCUCAACUUUUGUCUUCCAGCGUCCAAGGCCAAAAAGCAACCAACCCUAAAGGUGGAGGCCUAUGAUAAAAGUCAUUUCACAUCGCCAACGGAUCAGGCAUUCAAUUUGAAAAUCUCUAGCUGGAAUGUGGCUGGUCUGCGUGCCUGGUUAAAGAAAGAUGGAUUACGAUUUGUGGAGUUUGAGCAGCCGGAUAUAUUCUGCUUGCAGGAAACAAAAUGCGCUAAUGAUCAGCUACCGGAGGAGAUGGAGCGACUGCCCGGCUACCAUCCGUAUUGGCUGUGCAUGCCAGGUGGGUAUGCAGGCGUCGCCAUCUACAGCAAAAUAAUGCCCAUUAAUGUGGAGUACGGCAUUGGCAACAAGGAAUUCGACGAUGUGGGUCGCAUGAUCACCGCCGAAUAUGAGAAAUUUUAUUUGAUCAAUGUCUAUGUGCCAAACUCGGGACGUAAGCUGGUUAACCUGGAAAUGCGUAUGCGCUGGGAGCAACUAUUUCAGGCAUAUGUCCAGAAAUUGGAUGCCCUCAAACCAGUUGUCAUUUGUGGCGAUAUGAAUGUUUCGCACACCGAGAUCGAUUUGGCUAAUCCAAAGACAAAUACACGAAACGCCGGCUUCACCAAGGAGGAGCGCGAAAAGAUGUCUGAAUUGCUGGCCCUUGGCUAUGUAGACACCUUCAGGCACCUGUACCCCAAGCAUACUGGUGCCUACACCUUCUGGACCUAUAUGUCCAAUGCGCGUGCCCGUAACGUCGGCUGGCGUUUGGAUUAUUGCAUCGUCUCCGAGCGCUUUGUUUCACGCGUCGUGGACAAUGUGAUGCGCAGCCAAUGCAUGGGCAGCGAUCAUUGCCCUAUUACAGUCUUUCUAAAUGUUUAAGCCCACACAACAUGCAUAAUUUCAUGCAUAUACACAUAUUUAUUUUUUUUCUUUC